Messenger RNA from Chionomys nivalis (European snow vole), 774 nucleotides. RefSeq names its product heterogeneous nuclear ribonucleoprotein F-like. Gene Ontology annotation, molecular function: RNA binding. Lineage: Eukaryota; Metazoa; Chordata; Mammalia; Rodentia; Cricetidae. The record is from RefSeq and is a predicted model, not a curated record. The coding region runs from base 1 to 774 and encodes 257 amino acids. The transcript has 2 exons. Gene Ontology annotation, biological process: regulation of RNA splicing. Gene Ontology annotation, cellular component: nucleoplasm; ribonucleoprotein complex.
AUGGUGCGAAGAAGAGUUCUAUGUAUCUGUGCUACAUGUGCCAAUGAUGGCUUUGUGAGGCUUCGGGGACUCCCGUUUGGAUGCACAAAGGAAGAAAUUGUUCAGUUCUUCUCAGGGUUGGAAAUCGUGCCAAAUGGGAUCACAUUACCUGUGGACCCAGAGGGCAAGAUUACAGGGGAGGCCUUCGUUCAGUUUGCCUCACAAGAGUUAGCUGAGAAAGCUCUAGGGAAGCACAAGGAGAGAAUAGGGCACAGGUAUAUCGAGGUGUUCAAGAGCAGUCAGGAGGAAGUUAGGUCAUACUCGGAUCCACCUCUGAAGUUCAUGUCUGUGCAGAGGCCUGGACCCUAUGACCGGCCUGGCACAGCCCGGAGGUACAUUGGCAUUGUAAAACAGGCAGGCUUGGAUAGGAUGAGGUCUGGUGCCUAUAGUGCAGGCUAUGGGGGCUAUGAAGAAUACAGUGGCCUCAGUGAUGGCUAUGGCUUCACCACUGACCUGUUUGGGAGAGACCUCAGCUACUGUCUCUCAGGAAUGUAUGACCACAGAUACGGAGACAGCGAGUUCACAGUGCAGAACACCACCGGCCACUGCGUCCACAUGAGAGGGCUGCCCUACAAAGCAACGGAGAACGACAUUUACAACUUCUCUCCACUCAACCCUGUAAGAGUUCAUAUUGAGAUUGGUCCUGAUGGAAGAGUGACGGGAGAAGCUGGUGUUGAGUUUGCCACCCAUGAAGAAGCAGUGGCAGCUAUGUCGAAGGACAGGGCCAACAUGUAG